GUGCGCAUCUCGUUAUUCGCGUAUAUAUAUGAUUUAAUCAUCGACAAACAAUAUUGUUUAUUCAUGCUCGUCAACAACAUUACACCGUAUAAUUUUUAAACUCAUUGGAUUUGACUAGUACACUCUCAUAAAUUAUUAUCCAAAUAACGUUUCAACUCCAAAUUUAAGAAACAUGUAUUAAAAAAACAUAAGACAUAAAACAUGAAAAGUGAAUAAACAUCGAAUGGAAUUGUAAAAAAUUAUGUCAAUGAAAACAUUUAAUAUUCAAUGAUAAUUUAACCCAGUGCCAGUGUGUUGUGUUGAAUCAAUAAAUAACGAUACUAUUUUUAGUAAAAUUGCAUAUUUUGUGUAUGAAAAUUUAUAAAAAUAAAUUUAUUCAUAAGUCACACAACAAUUGUGUUAAAAAUACUUAUAUAUAAGGAAAAAAGAGCUACAAAAAAGAGGAAGCUUUUAAAUAAAAAUAUAAAAAAUAUUGUUAGAGAUAUUUUAAAAGGAAAAAAAAAUAACGAAAAAGAAUUAAAAUUACGUGACUUAUUGUACGAGUUUCAUUGCAUAGUCAUAUCUAAGUGAAAAAAAAAAAAAAAAAAAACAAAAGAUCCAAGUGUUGGUGUUAAAUUCUGUAAAAGAAUCAAGAAUAUAUAUACAAGUGUAAAAGAGUUUUGUAGUUAGUUGGUAGGACAAAAGUCUAUAUUACUCAUUCGUUAGACAUAUAGUGUUACGAACGAGACAACAAGCAACAUCAGUGCUCAGUGAAUAAAUUAAGUUAAAAUUGUGUCCAUGAAUCGACAAGAUGAGGACGAUGCAGAAGCUGAUGCUGAUGUCUACAAUGACAAUAUUCAUAAUUAUUUGUCAACAAUUAUUAAUUGUUCAUGGCCAGGAUAAUUAUCAAAAAUUUAAUCAACAUAUUCAUAAAAUUCAAAAUUAUCAUCAAAAAAAAUUAUCUGAUAAUAAUUAUGAUCCAGGUAUUUAUCAAGAUGAUGAUAAAAAUAUUUAUGAAAAUAGAAAAAAACGUGCUAUACAAAAUUCAAGCAAUGACAAUGAAAGUGUUGGAACAUCAGGACAAUCAUUAUUUGAAUAUGAUAGUGGUAAAAAAUCAUCAACAAAAAAAAAGAAAGAUGAUGAAAUAUGUAACAACAUGGACAUUAGAAAUGAUGUUAAAUUUUUCGAUAGUCUAUAUGGCUGUCGAAUAAUUGAGGGUUUUUUACAAAUAGUUCUUAUUGAAAAUAAUGACUCAUCAGCAUUUGAUAAUAUAACAUUUCCAAAAUUACGUGAAAUAACUGGAUAUUUAUUGCUGUAUCGUGUUAGUAAUUUAAAAAGUAUUGGAAAUAUGUUUCCAAAUCUUGAAAUUAUUCAUGGACAUACGUUACUUGCUGAUUAUUCAUUUAUGGUUUAUGAAAUGCAAAAUUUACAAGAGAUUGGUUUAAGUAAACUCAAAAGAAUAUCACGAGGUGGUGUAAGAAUUGAAAAAAAUACAGCACUUUGUUAUACAAAUACUGUGGAUUGGAGUUCAAUUGUCGUUGCUGGUGAAAAUUUUAUCCAAAAUAAUAUUAUGCUUGCUGAAAAAGCUGAUUCAUGUCCAAGCUGUGCACAUUGUCCAGGUGGUUACUGUUGGACAUCAAAUAAAUGUCAAAAAACUGAUCAAAAAUCAACGUGUCAUCCACAAUGUCUUGGUGAAUGUUUUGGUCCAAAUGAUACAGAUUGUUAUACUUGUAAAAAUUAUGAAAUUGAUAAAAAAUGUGUAGAAAAAUGUCCAGAUAAUUUAUAUACAUAUUUAUCAAGACGUUGUCUUACAAAAGAAGAAUGUUUAGAAAUAAAUAAUAAUAACAAUGGAAUAAGAACUGAUGAGGAUAAAAAAUGGAGACCAUUUAAAAAAUCAUGUAUAUCACAGUGUCCAGAUAGAUGGGAAGAUGCUAUUAAUGAAAAUAAUGAAAAAACAUGUCGUGAAUGUGUUGGUAAUUGUCGUAAAAUAAUAUAUGGUGCAAUAAUACGUCAUAUAUCAGAUGCACAAAAAUUUCGUGGUACAACUGUUGUUAAUGGUGCACUUGAAUUUCAAAUACGUAAUGGUAAUCCAAAUAUAAUAAAUGAAUUAACUGAGGCAUUUGGUACAAUUGAAGAAAUAACAGAAUAUCUUAAAGUAACACAUUCAUCAUCAAUAACAACAUUAAGUUUUUUUAAAAAAUUAAAAUUAAUAAAAGGUACAAAAUUAGAUAUUAAUAAUGCAAGUUUAGUUGUACUUGAUAAUCCAAAUUUAUCAAGUUUAUUUUCUGAUAAUCAAACAAUUGAAAUACGUGCUGGUAGAUUUUUUUUUCAUUAUAAUCCAAAAUUAUGUUUAUCUAAAAUUCAAGCACUUGGUUAUAAAUCAAAAAUGGGAAAAUUUACAGAAAUGGAAGUACAACCAGAAUCAAAUGGUGAAAAAGUUGCAUGUGAUAUUGUUAAUAUUAAAAUAAUAACAAAUAAUACAAUGUCAAAUUCAACAGAUAUUGUAUGGGAUGUUUAUCAACCAAGUGAAGGACAAAGUUUAUUAAGUUAUUUAUUAAAUUAUAUACAAACAGAUAGUCCAACAAUAUCAUAUGAAGUUAAUUCAUGUGGUAAUAAUAAUACAUGGAAUGUUAUUGAUAUUGAUAUAUCAAAACAACAUGGUACAUUAAAUAAAAUAACUAAAAAAAUUGAUAAUUUAAAACCAUGGACAAGAUAUGCUGUUUAUGUUAAAACAUUAUCAACAAGAAAUAAUAAUUCAUUACCAAGUCCAACUGGACAAUCAGAAAUAAUAUAUUUUCGUACAAAACCAUCACGUCCAUCACCACCAAUAAAUGUCAUAUCAUUUUCACCAAAUUCAAAUGAAAUUGUUAUACAAUGGGAACCACCAUUAGUACCAAAUGGACCAAUUGGUUCUUAUUUAAUUCAAGGUGCAUAUUUAGAUGAAGAUGUUGAUACAAUAUUAAAACGUGAUUAUUGUUUAUAUGAACCAUCAGACAGAGAAAGUGAUAUGCUCUAUGAUAAUUUACCAUUAACAAAAUUACCAUUAUUACUACCAUCAUCUUCAUCAUCAUCAUCAACAACAAGUGAUAAUAAUAAUAAUAAUAAUAAUAAUAAAGAAAAUUGUUGUAAAGAUACAAAUCAACCAAGUAAUAUUGUAAUAUCAAAAAGUAUGGAUAUUAGUUGUUUUAAAAAUGGCACAUUAGCAACAACAUCAAUUGGUGGUACUGAAUAUUGUGGUAAAAAAGAAAAUUUUUAUAUAAAUCCAUGGUUAAAAAAUUCAUCAAUAAAUAAUAAAAAAAUAAUUGAUAAUAAAAGCAUUAGAAAAACAUUUAAAAAACGUGAAUCAAUAAAAUUAUUAGAACGUAUUAUUAUUGAUAAUGUUAGUAGCACACAUUCAUCAACAAUAAUUAGUAAUUUAAAACAUUCAUCAACAUAUGUAUUUUCAAUAACAGCAUGUGGUGUACAAUAUAAUAAUAACAAUAAUAAUGAUGAUGAUGAAUAUAAUAUGUGUUCAAUGUGGCAAUAUACACAUGCUAAAACAAAAAAAAUAAUUGAUGCUGAUAAUAUUAAUAAUAUUGAUACAAAAGUUAUAUCAGAUACACAUACAAUUGUUUAUUGGACGAAACCAAUUGAUCCAAAUGGUAUUAUUGUUGCAUAUGUCAUUGAAUAUAUUAAUAAAAAUAUUGAAAAAGCUAAAAAGCUAACAGCAUGUAUAUCUGGUAAUGUAACACAAUAUAAUUUAUAUCAUUUAAAUCCAGGUACAUAUUAUAUUAGAGUUAAAUCAAUGUCAAUUGGUGGUCAUGGUAAAUGGUCACGUCAACAUGAAUUUACAACUGGUCCAAAAGUAAAUAAUUAUGAAUUUUUAAUUGGUAUAUUUGCAUUAAUUGUAUUUACAAUAUGUUUUAUAUUAUCAUAUAAAUUAUAUGAAAGUUAUAGAAAAAAAAAGCUAACUGAACGUCUUAUUGCAACAGUUAAUCCAGAUUAUAUUGAAACCCAAUAUUUACGUGAUCAUUGGGAAAUUGAUAGAUCAAAAAUUAAAAUAACUGGUAAUAUUGGUAUGGGACAUUUUGGUAUGGUUUAUCAUGGUAUUUUAAAUGAUAAUAUUAAAGUUGCUAUUAAAACAAUACCAGAACCAUGUACUGAAAAAAGUAAAAAUUUAUUUUUAAAUGAAGCAUCAGUUAUGAAAAAAUUUUCAACUUAUCAUCUUGUUAAAUUAAUUGGUGUUGUAUCAGAUGGUACACCACCAUAUGUUGUUAUGGAAUUAAUGGAACAAGGUGAUUUAAAAAAUUAUUUACGUCGUGUACGUCAAACACCAAAGAGACCAAAUAAAUUGAGACUUGUUAGAAUGGCAGGUGAAAUAUCAGAUGGUAUGGCAUAUUUAGAAGCCCAUAAAUAUGUACAUCGUGAUUUAGCAGCACGUAAUUGUAUGAUAUCACAAAAUCUUGUUGUUAAAAUUGGUGAUUUUGGAUUGGCAAGAGAUAUUUAUGAGACUGAUUAUUAUAAAGUUGGUAAUGAUAAAUCAUUACCAAUACGUUGGAUGUCACCAGAAAAUUUAUCUGAUGGUGUAUUUUCAUCAUAUUCAGAUGUAUGGUCAUUUGGUAUUGUUAUUUAUGAAUUACAAUCAAUGGCUGCAUUACCAUAUCAAGGAAUGAGUCAUGAAGAAGUUAUGAGUUAUAUAUUACGUCAUGGUAAAAUACAACCAUGUUUAAUUGAAGAUAAUCCAUGUGAAGUACUUGAAAGUAUACAAGAAAGAUGUUUUAGUUGGAAUCCAACAGAUAGACCAUCAUUUGUUGAAAUUGUUGCUGAAUUAGAAUCAUAUUUAGAACAAGAUUUUUGUGAUAAAUCAUUUUAUCAUUCAGAGGAAGGUGUUAAGGUACGUAAUGCUGGUAUUAAAAAAUUUUAUUUACCACCAGCACAAGUACGUUUUCAUUGGGGUAAUGAAACAGCAAGAUGGGUACGUGAUAUACAAGAUAAUAUUGCAUUACUUGAUCAAGCGAAACCAGGUACAAGUAGAGUUGGUAUAUUUAAAAAUGGCUUUCAACAAAUUAGUAAUAUACCUCCAUUGGAAGAUGUUCCACUUGACAGAUGAUCUUGAUAAAUUUUUACCUUUUUUCUUAUAUAUUUUAUUUACUCUAUUAAAUCAUCAUCUUCAUUUAUUUUUUUUUCAUUAUUCAUCAUCAUGUACAAAGAAAUAAUCUCAGGGCUUUCCGUUUUUUUUUUUUUUUCUAUUUUUUUUUUUUUAUCGUGAAAAUAUUUAUUGUUUAUUUAAAUAUACAUUCAAAAUUAAAACAAAUGAAAUAGAAAAACUUCAUAAUCAUGUAGGUCUAUAUUUAUCUUUGUGCUUUAAUGUAAUUAGAUUUUAUAAAGUGGCGUUCAAGUAUACGAUUUUAAUGUGGGGUGCUGUAACUAUAUUAAUACUAAACCAUCCAACGAUUAGUUAUGAAAUAGAGCAAUAGUUUAUUUUUAUUUUUUCUCACAUUAAUAAUAUGAUUUUUUUUUUUUAUUUCAUUUUGUCAAAUCAUGAUAUAUUCAUUUGAAUUUAUUAAUAUACAACUCUUCAUUCCAAAAAAAAAAAUAGGCCAAUUUCAUAGAAAAAAUUUCCUUUCUUUAUUUAUUUUUUUACUAUCAAAUAGUAAAAAAAAAAUAAAAAAUAUAAAUCAUAGUCUAAAAAUGAAAUUUAGAUAACAAAAAAAAACUUAUUUUAUCAGCACAAAAAUACCUCAUUUUGAUGUGCGUUUUCGUUGAUUUAUUUAGCUUUUUUUUUAACAUAUAAUCAUUGAUUAUAGAAUCUUUAUUUUUUCGGUAAAUAAUUUUUGAUAAAACGCAUGUCAAUAUAAAAAAAAAAAAUAUCAAACCCGAAGUAAAAUGCAAUAAGUAAAUUUAUGAUACGGUCAUUUGUGUUCGCUCUUUAUUAUUAUUAAUAUUAUAAUUUUAUUGUUAUCAUAUAUAUAUUUAAAAUUUUUUUACUAUUAUUAAUUUUAAUUAUUUUGAGAAAAUAAUUAGUAUUCUUUUAUUAUCACUUGUUAUAUUAUUAUUCGUUUAUUUAUCACAAUUCUUAUAUAAAAUGAUAAGAAAAAUAAAAAAUAAAAUAGUUCCUCUAUUUUUAGUAAUUUUGUUUCUUUUAAAAGUGUAUAUACUAACAAAAACCAGUUGUUAAUAUUUUGGUCAAUUGAUUAUAAUAAUUUUUGUUUAGAAAAAAAUAAAAAUUAAUGAUAAAAAAUUUUAUAUUUAUAAAAAAUUAAAAUACAAAAUAAAAAGAAAAAAAAAAAAAUAAGCUUUUAAAUGCUGAUGAACUUUCUUAUCAUUAUUUUAAAUACUACUGUUAUUGAAAAGAACUGAAAAACAAAAAAAUUAAAUAGCUAACCAGAGGCCCAAUAGUCAGGAAAAAAAAAAAAUAAAAAUAAAAUAUAUAUAUUAUCAAAAAACGUCUAGUCAUAUUUAAUUGAAUGACAAAACGUCAGCAUCAUAAAUUCACAUUUAAAAAAAACCUCAAUAGAAUGAAAGAUAAAAAAAAUCAUUUGUUUUUUUCAAUAAAUUUUUCAAGUAAAAU
Messenger RNA from Aphidius gifuensis, 6529 nucleotides. RefSeq names its product insulin receptor-like. The record is from RefSeq and is a predicted model, not a curated record. Gene Ontology annotation, biological process: protein phosphorylation; glucose homeostasis; multicellular organism development. NCBI's taxonomy places the organism in Eukaryota, Metazoa, Arthropoda, Insecta, Hymenoptera, Braconidae. Gene Ontology annotation, molecular function: ATP binding; insulin receptor activity; insulin receptor substrate binding. Bases 791 to 5068 code for a protein of 1425 amino acids. Gene Ontology annotation, cellular component: axon; insulin receptor complex. The transcript is spliced from 6 exons.